AUGUAUGCUGUGACUAUUAGUGCUGAGGGUGACUGUUACCUGUGUGUUUUGCCCGACCCGGGCAUUGAGGCUGCUGCUCUAGGUGCUAGUGAGGCUGCUGCUCCAGGUGCUGGUGAGUCUGCUCUCUCAGGUACCGCGUCGGCUCAGGUCUUGCACUCUUUCACCCUUGACUCAGGUGCUUCCCGCUCCUUCUUUCGCGACUGCACCACACUCACGCCGCUCAGUCGACCAGUGGCAGUCUCCCUGGCUGACCCCUCAGGGGCUCCGGUCCUUGCGCACUCCUACACGGUUCUGCCGUGUCCGGCGGUCCCGCCUGGCUCUCUGUCAGGUCUCCACCUCCCCUCGUUCUCCACGAGCUUGGUGAGUGGAGCUGACCUUCAGGACGUGUGGGUUGACCAGUUCACUCCUGGAGACUCUCCUCUGGCACCACCGCCUUGGUCACCCCUCCCUGCCUCGUCUCCGAGGCAUGGCCUCCCGUGUCCUUGUUACUGGUCUUCCCCGGUCUCUCCCUCCCCUUCCCCCGGGGCCUGCCCCUACCUGCGUUCCUUGCGUCGAGGGGCGGCAGCGCGUCGCUCCUCACUCCUCCGAGUUCCCCCCGACGGAGGCUCCCCUGCAGAAUCUUCACAUGGACGUGUGGGCGCAGCCCACGUCCGUGGACAGGGUCACGAGCGUUACUUUCUGCUGGUCGUUGACGACUACUCGCGUUACACCACAGUCUUCCCCUUGCGCCGCAAGGGUGAGGUCACUGAGGUGCUGAUCGACUGGAUCCGCGCUGCCCGUCGCCAGCUCAGCGAGAGUUUCGGCUCGGACCUUCCUGUUCUGCGUCUGCACUCCGACAGAGGUGGAGAGUUUUCCUCCGACCUUCUGAGGGCCUUCUAUCGUGUGGAGGGCAUCCGCCAGACGUUCAUGCUUCCGGCCUCUCCACAGCAAAAUGGGAUUGCUGAGCGCCGCAUUGGCAUGGUCAUGGACGUCGCUCGUACAUCCAUGAUCCAUGCGGCUGCUCCCCAUUUUCUGUGGUCGUUCGCGGUUCAGUACGUUGCGCUUCAGCUCAACCUCUAG
Molecule: messenger RNA, 1059 nt
Organism: Closterium sp. Naga37s-1
Lineage: Eukaryota; Viridiplantae; Streptophyta; Zygnematophyceae; Desmidiales; Closteriaceae
Source: the annotation of a GenBank genome assembly